AUGUUUAUGUAUCUAAUAGGUGGAAAAGUAACGACUGCUAAUCCAAAAUACAGAGCAACUGAAUUAUCAUAUCAACUAACCGACUCAGGUGCAUCUGUUCUGAUCGUGCAUCCAGAAUUUCUUGAAACUGUCAUUGAAGCUUCAAUUGAAGCAAAAAUCCCCACAUCCAGAGUAUUAUUAUUUGGUGAUGAAGAAAUAAAAGGGUACAAGCCUUAUCACUCUGUUUUAAUCGGUGAUCGUGAAAUUGAGCCGGUUUCUUAUACUUCCGAAGAAGCAAGAACAACGACCGCUUAUUUACUUUAUAGUUCUGGUACAACCGGAAAGCAAAAAG
This is a messenger RNA of Dentiscutata erythropus, 331 nucleotides long. NCBI's taxonomy places the organism in Eukaryota, Fungi, Glomeromycota, Glomeromycetes, Diversisporales, Gigasporaceae. The record is from the annotation of a GenBank genome assembly.